Molecule: messenger RNA, 3280 nt
Organism: Oryza brachyantha (malo sina)
Lineage: Eukaryota; Viridiplantae; Streptophyta; Magnoliopsida; Poales; Poaceae
Exons: 3
Coding region: 163-3093 (976 amino acids)
Biological process (GO): regulatory ncRNA-mediated gene silencing
Source: RefSeq, a predicted model, not a curated record
CUCCACCUCGUCGCCGUCGCCGCCGCCGCCGCCGUCGCCGUCGCGCCGCCGCCGCCGCCGCCGCACGAAUCUCCCAAAUCCAUCCUCCGCCGCGGUCACCCCGUCGUCGAAUCCAAGCCAUCUCGCACCCCUCGUCGGAGCGCGGAUCCGCGUGUCUCCGUCAUGCGGCGGGGAGGCGGAGGCGGAGGUGGAGGUGGAGGUAGGGGAGGCCACGGCCGCAGGGACACCCGUGACGACAGGGUCAGGCACGGCGACCGCCGCCCCGACUACCGCCCCCGCCGCAGCCCGCCGCCGGACCGGGGCCACCGCCCCCGCCGCAGCCCGUCACCGUACAGGGGCCACCGCCGCCGGAGCCCGGAGUACCACCCCCGCCGCACCCCGUCGCCGGACCGGGACCGCCGCGCGGGACGCCUGAGUGGGAGCCGAGGCGAGGGCGACCGGGACCGCGACCGCGACCUGCCCCGCGGCGGGCGCGCGGACUACGGGAGGGCGCCGCCGUACCGCGGCGGUGGCGGCGAUGACCGCGGGAGGUACGACGGGCCGCCGGACUACAUGCUCCCUGACCACCCGUCCCACCUAGGGCAGCCACCCUUGCGUCCCGCGAGGAAGGACAGCGAGCUCUUUGGAGGUGGCCGGAGCGGCGGCAGGGGCAGCGAGUUCUUUGGGGAACCCGGAAUGACACUGAGAGUCUGUUCCACGGAGAUGGGAAGGACCAGCUCGCUGUAUCUGGACAGAAGGUCGCCGCUGCCGCCACCGCCACCACCACCACGGGUGUCGUCACCGCUGUACCCCUCAGUGCCACCUGCAGAGACUGGAUUCUUGACAGGGGGAUCUGCGUCGAAGGCCGGGGAGAAUUUUGGCACUGGAAGCACCCACUCGCUGCUUGACAGCAGCGAGUUUCAGUACCGUGACCAUUUGCGUGAGACAUAUGUUGGAAGGAGUAGAGAAAGAGAGAUUGACAGGCUCUAUGCUGGUAGGGGUAUGCAUCUUGACAGGGAUGGAGAAAUAGAUAGGCUUUACCCUAGUAAGGAUGCACUUGGUGCUGGCCUUGUGCCAUCUACUGAGCUGAAGGUGUAUGCUGGUUCUUCCUCAUCUUUGCUUGCCAAGGAGCGGCCGUAUGGAGUGCAUGAUGAACCUUGUUAUGAGCCAAGCAAAGGAUAUGCCAUGGAUGCACUUGGCAGGCUUUCUCAUGACACCCUGGGACAUGUAAGUGGCCAUGCUAACAGAUUCUCGGAUAGUUCUUUAGAAUAUGGAAGUGCUCUUGAUGACAAGAUGAUAUUGGACAUUACAAGACAGAAACACUCCAAGCAUUCACCAAGAGAUGCAUCCAUGGAAUAUCGGAGAAGGGAUCCAGUGGAUGCUUAUCUUCCACCAGAGAACUUACAUGGAAAUGGUCCACAGGUUUCAAGUCCUAGUGUCAGGCCCAUCUUGGGUUCGUCAUCUUUGAUUGGCCACAAGGAUGAAAGGAUUGACCGCCAAGUGAGGCUACCACAUAGAAUGGCAGAGGGUGAGGAUCCCUUCCAAGGGAUGCAUGAUGGAAUGGAACGUGAUGUACAGCACUCUUACCAUGGAGAUGAAUUGACACGUCACCGCAGGACAAGGAAUCCUGUUGUGCGCUACUCACAUUCUCCUGAAACUGAGCAUCCUGGAUUUGCAAAACACCCAGUUCAACAUGAGUUCUCUUCAUUUGAUGAUGACCAUGAGUUUAGUGACCGAGAAGUUUCUCCUGUGAUUUCUAGACGAAUACCCCGGAGAGCUAUGCAUCAUGAUCAUGUGACGGAACAAUACCGAUCUGAUGAUAGCCCUCUAGGACGGGAGCAUUAUGACGAUGAUAUGGAUUCAUAUGACCUAUCACCUAAGAGAAUGACUGUACCUCAUGAUAUGGUUGAUGACCAAGGCAAGUAUGAUGCAAGAUAUGAUCUGCCAGGUAAUCGUAAUGUUUUCUCAAGGAUUACUUUUCGAGAUGAUAUCAACGAGGAAUGGACUGAUGCAGAUCAGGAUAACUAUCAGAGCACAAUAACCUAUGGCCGUUCGAAGCACAAGCCUAUGUCACAGAGGCUGUCCAGACCCACUGGCCAGUCGCAAUUUGGGGGAUUUCCCAUGCAUGGAAGAGGAGGACGGGCAAAAAAUGCAAAAAGGAGAUUAGGAUCUGCUCUUCCUCAAUUCCAUGUUGGAGGAGAUCGGUUUGUUAGGCCAAAUAAACGUUUCAAGUUGUCAGAAGAUAAUCAUAAUGAUCCUGAAUUGAACCAUGAGGAUGCUCCACAAAAUGAGGACCUCUAUAUGCAGAAAGAUCCGCCUGAAGGCUCAGAAGAGUUCACUAAGCAAGUUCACCAGGCCUUUCUUAAGUACACAAAGCUUUUAAAUGAGAGCCCAAUCGUGCAGAAGAGAUAUCGUGAGGCAGCAAAAGGAUCUUUGUCUUGCUGUGUAUGUGGCAGUGUCCCAAGGAAGUUUCUGGACAUGGAUGCCUUGAUAUCACAUACUCAUGAUACAUGCAAAAUGGGUUUGAAGACAAAACAUUUGGGGUUUCACAAGGCACUCUGUGUUCUGAUGGGGUGGAACUGGCAUGUUGCUCCUGACACUGCUAAAGCCUAUCAUUCCAUGCCAGAUGAUGAAGUAAAUGCCAUGAAGGGUGAUCUCAUGUUGUGGCCACCAGUUGUCGUAAUACAUAACAGUUCCAUUGCAAGCAAGGGAAAGGCUACUGAUGCAAAGAUUGUGUCAAAAGAGGAAAUUGAAGGCGUGCUGACAGAAAUUGGGUUUGCAUGUGACAAGGCAAAGAUCAACUAUGGCAGACCAGCCAACCAGAGCGUGUUUCUAGUAAAAUUCCUUCCAACAAUAUCUGGGUUUCAGGAAGCGAUGAGAAUCCAUGAGCAUUUUACCGCCAAAAACCAUGGGAAGGAAGGGUUCCAGCAGAUCAAAGGUGGCAAAGGUAAGAAGUCAGCUCCUGUUGAUGAACUUGAGGAGUUGCUAUAUGCGCAUAUUGCAGUUGCUGAAGACUUGGGCUACCUGGAUGAGGAAACAAAGAAGAGAUGCCUGGUCAGGAGCAAGAAUGACAUUGAGGCUAAAGCAGAUGCUACACUGAACUUGGAUUCAUGAAGUCACAGUAACAGUCUACUAUAUUAGGCUAGGGUUACUAUUAGUCAAACAGUUCAAGUUAUCCUACUUUUGCUAGUAAUAUGUAUGGGUUGCCCAUCCACGUGGCUGUAACCUUGGAAUCCAUUCUACUGCUACGGUUGAACCUUUAUCACAUGAUUAACCAAGCUCAUGAUCUUUCCUGUUUUCU